Molecule: messenger RNA, 2299 nt
Organism: Oenanthe melanoleuca
Lineage: Eukaryota; Metazoa; Chordata; Aves; Passeriformes; Muscicapidae
Gene: LIME1
Product: Lck interacting transmembrane adaptor 1
Exons: 8
Coding region: 568-1620 (350 amino acids)
Biological process (GO): T cell receptor signaling pathway; B cell receptor signaling pathway
Source: RefSeq, a predicted model, not a curated record
CCUCUGGGGCCAGGAAGCUGCGGUGUGUGUGCUCUGUGUCUGCUCACAGCCGGCUGCAGGGAGCAGGAGAGCUCACAUCGGCAUCUUGGACAUGUGCGGGAGAUCCUGACUGGGACUUGCUGUGGGAUCAAAACUGAAAUUCUCCGGGCUGGCCGGCAAGGAAGAGAACAUGGUUGGAUCCCUGCACUCCACGCUCACCGGAUUUUGAGUUCCUGCAAGGAUGGAAAAUCCCCCUGCUGUGGGAUAAGCUGCCCCGUGUGUGCCUGCCUCAGCAUGCUGAAAGCUCCCACCUCGAUUCCAGCAUCACAAGAGCUCCUGACCAUUGAACCUCGUUAGAACUUUGCUCAACUCCAGAGCCUGCUCAGCUCUGCCCUGGUCCUGCAGCCCAUGAUUCCAUCACUUCAAUGAGCUGAACGAGUCCAGCGAGGAGCUCCAGGCUCUGUCUAACACACCAGCCCUGUUGCAGGGCAGGGUGCACAGAGCUGAGCUGUGCAGAGCUGGGAGCCGCAGGCGCCGUCGACGCCGGUGAAGAGCUCACCCUGCAGUGGUGCUGGGAGCGGCUCCCCCAUGGCUGCAGCCAGCGGCGAGGGGACAGCAGGGACACAGCUGCUGCCAGCUGGCACUGCCCUGGCCCUGCUCGGUGGCCUGGUCUACCUGGGCACCCUGUGUGCUGCCUGUAAACGGAAGGGCAGGAAGAAGGUCGCUCCAGAUGGGGUGAAGCUUGUGGAUGAGGCCCAGCUCUGCCAGACACAGCUGCGGUCACUCAGCAAGUCGGACACGAAGCUGCACGAGCUGUAUCGGGUGAAGGUCAGGGAUGAUGUGCAGCGUCCAGCCAGCCUGGAUCUGCCCUGUCCCACGGCCCCUGGAGGCGAAUCCCUGCACAGCUCUGGCCUCCUGCACCGUGAGCUGCCCCAGAUCCCAGUCCCUGAGCCCCUGGCAGCCUCCCCAGCCCCUGACCAGACCUACUCCAACCUGCUCUUCACCCCACUGCGGAAACCAGCGCCAGACACUGUCUAUGAGUGCCUGGCAGUGAGAGGGGAGGACGCCCCGGUGCCCCCCAUGCCAAGUGGCACCCAGGUGUCCCCUCCACGGGCUGUGCAUGGGGCAGCUGAUUAUGCCUGUGUCCAUAAAGUGAAGAAAGCAGUGUCGGUGGGGGUGCAGGAUGGGGCCGUGGCAGGACCCUCUGGAGUACAGCACUGCUGGGAUGGUGCAGGCAAUGCCCCUCAGGCCAAGCUGGAGGAAAUGUACUCGACAGUGUGCAAAGCCACCAAGAAGAAAUCCCAGGUCCCUACAUCAACCCUGAGGGCUGUGAAGGAGGUGGGUUCUGAGUGGCCACCUCCCCACCAGCAGGAGGGAGCCCCAGGAGCCCCAGGCCCCCCUGACCCCUGUUAUGAGUCCAUCAAUGACAGAGCAUGGACUGCUCAGGGCCGUGGCCCCGACCCUGACUAUGAGGCUGUGGACAUUAACUGGAAGAAGGCGGCAAAACGGGACAAGCCAGAGAAGCCCUGUGUCCCUGAGAACCUGUACGAGAGUGUGGUGGACAUUUGGGCAGGGGGGCCUGGGAAAGCCUCUGCCCGGACAGCAGCCAACGGGCUGGAGGUUUACAUCACCAACCUAUAGCCCCCCAGGGGCAGGGGCAGUGCCACAAGGGGAUCCCACCUGGCUGGACACCGUGGGGUGCCAAAGGGACAGGUACCAGCAGCCCUGUGCCCACCAGAGUGGCUGUGUCCCAGCACUGACUCUCUGUAGAUAUUUUCUGUUACUUUUCUAUGAGUGUCCUUGUCCCAUCCCAUCCCAGCUGGUGCCAGCAGGUUGAUGGUGGGGUGUCCAAAGAUGGGCAGUUUGGGGGUACUGUGUGGGACCCCAGUGAGAUAGGCAUCAAGAUGGGAACAGGAUGGGGACCAGGCAGGUUUUGGGGCUGGGGGGUGAUGAGGCUGCAGGAUCAGAUCCUCAGCAGGAUGAGGAUUGAAGGUCUCUGUCCUCCUCACACUGCCUGGGCCCCCUCCAGCCCCCAGGAAGCCCUGAGAAGCUUUUCUCCCAUCACAGAAUGUCCCUUGUUAUGGGGAGAUGGGGUCAGCCCUUUGCCUUCAUAGAAUCAUAGAACAUCCUGAGUUGGAAAGGACCCCCAAGGGAUCAUUGAGUCCAUCUCCUGACCCUGCACAGGACAAUACAGAAAUUUCACUGGUGUGGGCUGUUGGCUCUGCUCCAUCCUCCAUUCCCACCCUUUCAGACCCAUGCAUUCAGAUGCAUUCAGACCCAAACACCAUUAAAAGGCUGAGAGAAAGUUUACACUCUUAAA